AUGGCCACCCACAUCUCCCAGAAUGCACAACCGUCUAAACAACAAUCCAGCGAGUUUGCAAUGCAGGUGCCUUUCGCCGCUGUAUCCCUCAAGACAUUUCUGGCUGAAUUCAUGCCGCAACCUGACGUGGCGACCAGGCGGCGUGAUAAAGAUUUCAAGCACAUGUUUGAUAAGAUGCCGGCGAACAACAAUUCAGAAGACGAUUUCUAUCAUACAUUAAUCCAAUGUUUCUGUGAGCAGAACAUUUGCCCCAAUUACUCAGCAGGGCGCAUCACCAAAUCCGAAAUGGUCGACGACCAUGCAGCCCUUUUUCUCACCAACGAUAAGAAGUCUAUCAUAUGGAAUCGCCAUUGGGCACUCCAGUGCCUUGCCAUCAUCUGCAAGCCUCACUACCACGAUGACGACCCCUUCGCAGAGAACGCAAAGAGCGACAAACGGAAUGCCGACUGCCGCAAGACGACGCGUGACCUCCUGACGACGAUUGCCUCCAAAGUUUUUUCUCGACAGCACCGCUGCUUCUUUUUCACCGUCCUCAUCCUAGGUGACAGUGCACGUCUCCUCCGCUGGGACCGCUCCGGUGUGGUCAUUACGGAACCAUUCUGGUACAAGAGAACGCCACACCUCGGCUCUUUCCUAUGGCGGUUCGCUCACCUCUCGCCAGUCCAACAGGGCUGCGACUCGAGCGCGGAGGUUGUGCAGCGAGGUUCAGUGGAUGCAAAGCUCAUAGAGAAGUUCACCGCUGAGCGGCCGUCGACCAUGAACGAAUACGUGCACGUCAUGUUCUGCAAUUCGAUGAAGGACGAGAGUUGGCUGUGGUGGAAAUUGCGGAUUGUACCGGAGGUAAACGAGUCUGCGCUGGAGGGGCCGGAGCAGCGGUCGGGAAGUAAAAAGCGGACACGCGGCGAUCACCUGUCGGGCCCAAGCACUAAGCGUCGCCGCUAUGCUGGCGGGCGCGCUAUCAGCAAUGACAGCAACGACGAGCGACGGGCCCGCUAUUUCCUCGUGGGGAAACCCCACUUUCAUUCCUCUAGCUUACCCGGGCGGGGCACGCGCGGCUAUAUCGCAUUGGACUGUGAGGAGGAGGUACCCGUCUUCCUCAAGGAUACGUGGAGGUGCGAUCCGCUACCGAUGAUAAGGGAGGGUUGUGUUCUUAGGGCACUCAACGAGGCGCACGUUGAGAACGUUCCGACGCUCGUUUGCCACGGUGACAUCGAGAACCAAUGCACGCGCACCCAAGAUUUACGCAAAAACGUCAGUGCUGGACAGAAGGACAAUUCGCCGAGGAAUCUGAUCCAUUAUCGCAUGGUCGAGCGCGAGAUCUGCCGCCCGCUGAGAGACUAUGAAACCGACAAACAAUUUCUGCACCUCGUUGCGGACUGUCUGAAGGCCCACGAGCAAGCGGUAGAACGUGUCGGGGUCAUGCAUGCUGACAUCAGUCUUGGCAACAUGCUGAUCUUCGAGCAGUACCGCCUCGACCAAAACGAAGAGGGGUGCUUUCGGCGGGUUGGAAUGCUCUGUGACUGGGAGUUCUCUAAGCCAGUGCAUACAACGCGUAAUGGUGAGAAGGUGGCGCAACGUGCCCCCACUGACGUGUGCACUUGGGAAAUGGCGGGCGUGCACCUCGCUGAUCAUCCUGGGACACCAAUCACCAUCCCAGACGAGCUGGAAGCUUUCUUUCACCUCAUAUUGAUGGUCACUGUCCGCGACCAACGGAGCAACCUGGGCAGUAACGAGUGGGCAUUCCGGAAAGACUACUUCGUUGACUGCACUGAAAACCCCAAACCUGGAGAACGGUACAUGACUUGCACCAAGCUGAAGCGCAAGGCGAUGUAUGAGGGCAAGAUCAUGUACAAGGCCACACCCCUCCGAAUUUUCCGCUCAGCAGAUGAUAAGCGCAUACACCCUUUCGGCGAUCUUCUCUCAAUGCUGCUCACUUUGUUCCGCGCUCACUAUUCAGCCACGCUGUACGAUGAGUGGCACAAUCGGCCCAAGCGGCGUCUGCGGAGUAAUACCGGUCAGCACGUCGUUGAACCCCCGUCAUGUAUCAUCAGAUUGGAGCCAGAUGAGCUCGUGCGGCGCAGGGAACUUGCAGCUGGACUUAAAAGCCACUGUGCGAUGCAAGAUUUAAUUCUGUUAAUCGCCGAAGGGGAUUGGCUCGGGAGCAAGAAGCGCGACUGCGAGAUUGACCAAGGCAAGGAGGAUAUUGAUAUACCCCACAUGAUCUUCACUUGCGAAGCGUACCCGUGA
Molecule: messenger RNA, 2247 nt
Organism: Sparassis crispa
Lineage: Eukaryota; Fungi; Basidiomycota; Agaricomycetes; Polyporales; Sparassidaceae
Exons: 4
Coding region: 1-2247 (748 amino acids)
Source: RefSeq, a predicted model, not a curated record